GUCCUCCACAUCUCUCAUAUUCACACACAGGGAACAUCAUAAAGAAGCACAGACAAGGAAUAAGAAGAAAUAAUCCUGGUCAGGUUUAUCCAAAGAAGAAUAAAAUGAAGAUGUUCAGACCCCUUCUUUUCCAUUUGCUCCUGUACUGUGUGACCCAGACAUUAGGUGUCAACAUCCAGUCUGUCCCAGGAGUCAACAGUGAUGGUGUUGUACAGACAGAGCUGGAUAUGACUGUGUCUCUGGUUUGUCAGACUGAUGGCGACCAUGAGACUCAAGCCGACGAAGAGUUGGUGUGGCUGAGGAAUGGCGCUGCCGUCGCUCUGCAGGAAGAAAAUAAGAGGGGUCGUAGCAGCGUGUGUGUUACACCAGUCAUCCUUGAAGACAAUGGUGCCACUUUCACCUGCCACCUGAAGAAAAAUGACUCUUCUAUGGCCUCAGUUACCCUGAAUGUCAUAUAUCACCCACAGCUCUCUGGGUCAGAGGAAGUCACAGUAGAAGAAGAAGCUGUGAUGGUCCUGCAGUGUGACAUCAAGGCCAAUCCAUCUGUCUCAUCCGCGUCUUGGACACUAAAUGGAAGCAACGUGGAUCUAUUUGCAGGUGGCUUUUCGCUGACCAAUGACGGCUAUACAAGCCGGCUAACCACCAACAGCGUGGAGAGAAGCUUGCAUGAAGGCACAUAUAAGUGCACAGCAGAGGCUCCCGGCUAUGUAGGGCACAAGUUAUUUCAUGUCACGGUGAUAGCAAAGACCGUGAAGUUCCCACUGUUCCCCAUGAUAGCAGGGUUGGUGGUGGUGGGUCUUACUGCAAUUCUUGCUGUCAUUUCACGGUGGAACAAAAUCGCAAAGUGCUUGUGCUCGAAAUAACUGGUCUUCUCUACUUCAACAAAUGCCAUGAAGACAUUUGGAGACUCUGUUUUGUGUGCAUGAGACCGUGAUUACCCAUUUACCAAUCUGAUCAUGUUUGCCUGUUGUUGUUUUUUUAUGUCGACAUUUUGCUAAAUAGUUUAGAUCUCUAAAAUAGCUUAUUUGCUUUCACACUGAGAGUCUGAAGACCAAUACCACUGCUCUAUAUGUCUGUUAAAUAUGGAGCCACAGUACAGCCACCAGCGGGACUGCUUAGCUUAGCACAAAUACUGGAAUCAAUGGGAAACUGCUAGCACCAGCCAGGUAUUGUCUAAAGGUUAUUCCACAGUAAUACCUCACUGGGCAGGUUUUUGUACGGAUUAAACAAAAAAGAUAUAACAUAAUAAAAAGUGAGCUUUAGAGGUGCUGAUGGGUGGAUUUCUUUCACCCUUUGACUGAUCUAGGGUUGCUAUUUCUAUUGUUCCUAGCGAGUCUUCUCAUCUAAUUCUCAGCAACAAAGCAAAGAAACAUUUUUCCCCAAAUGUCCUUUAAAAUCUGACGAAAUGUAGCAUGCCAUCCACUGUAUUAUCUGUUGAUUAUGGCAGGACAAUCUGUAAAGAUCAUCCUUGAACUUGUUACGUUUCAUAGAGUGACUCAGCACUGCCUGUUUCUUGUCAGUAUCUUACAAUUAAAGUGCUUAUGUUCCUCAA
Molecule: messenger RNA, 1552 nt
Organism: Epinephelus lanceolatus (giant grouper)
Lineage: Eukaryota; Metazoa; Chordata; Actinopteri; Perciformes; Serranidae
Gene: tmigd1
Product: transmembrane and immunoglobulin domain containing 1
Biological process (GO): cell-cell adhesion
Cellular component (GO): cell-cell junction; plasma membrane
Molecular function (GO): cell adhesion molecule binding
Source: RefSeq, a predicted model, not a curated record